CGUAGCGUUGUUUCCCCGUUGAUGUGAAGCCAUUAGUUCAGUGUGUAAGGGAGGUGGUGUAGAAGUUUCAUAAAUAUACGAUACAUUCAGCAUAUAAAAUGAGAGUUAAAACGGAGGUUAUGGACAAUGAUGACAAGGGGGUGAAGGGAGAUAUGGACCAAGGCUGUGGAAGGCACAACUCAUCACAUGUUCCCGAGAAGCUGUUUGUUGGAGGUUUAAGCUGGGAGACCACUCAAGAGAAUCUGCAGCGGUAUUUCUCCCGUUAUGGUGAAGUGAUUGACUGUGUUGUUAUGAAAAAUAGUGAAUCAGGACGAUCACGAGGUUUUGGUUUUGUCACAUUCUCUGACCCAGCCAAUGUUUCAUUGGUGUUACAAAAUGGACCACAUCAGUUGGAUGGGCGAACGAUUGAUCCAAAGCCAUGCAAUCCACGAAGUUUACAGAAGCCAAAGCGCAGCAACAGCUACCCUAAAGUAUUUCUGGGUGGACUUCCAUCCAACAUUACAGAGACAGACCUUCGGACAUAUUUUACACGAUUUGGAAAAGUAAUGGAGGUUGUCAUAAUGUAUGACCAGGAAAAGAAGAAGUCACGAGGAUUUGGAUUUUUGUCCUUCGAGGACGAUGAAGCAGUGGAUCGAUGUGUAGCGGAGCAUUUCAUCAACCUGAAUGGCAAACAGGUUGAAAUUAAGAAGGCUGAACCACGUGAUUCAGGCAAGAUGGGGGAUGGACCUCCUGGCCAGUGGGGACCCCCACAAGGUGGACCUCCAAUGGGCAUGGGUGGGGGUAUGGGCAUGGGCGGUCCUAAUGGACAAAUGGGUGGACCAAUGGGUGGUCCCAUGGGACCAAUGGGGCCUCCUGGCAACAUGAUGCAAGGUUACCAAGGCUGGGGUACUCCACCCCAAACAACAGGUUACCCAGGGCAUUGGGGUCCUUCCCCCUCCAAUCAGCCACCAGUUAAUGGAUAUGGCACUCCAUCUGGUCCAGGUGGGUACCAAGGCUGGGGUGCUCCUCCAGGACCUCAGGGACAACAGAUGCCACCACCUCAGUGGGGUUCCAACUAUGGUGGCCCUCCCCAACAGCAGGGAUAUGGCUCAUAUGGGCCCCCACAGGCAGGUCCACAGUCAGGGUAUGGGGGGAACUGGAAUUGGAAUAUGCCUCAGAAUGGCCCCCCAGCUCCUGGUGGCCCACCGGGACCCUCUCAAGGCCCCCCUGGCCCUCAGGGUGAUAUGUAUUCUCGUGGAUCAGCACCUGGUCCAGCUGCAUCGACACCUGCUGGACCUACAGCACCUGGGGGUUCAGCUGCAGGGCAGCAGAAAUCUGGAAGCGAGUAUGGCGGUGGUUACAGUAGUUACAGUGGCUAUCAGGAUUCAUCAAGCUAUGGUGGAGGAAGGAAUUAUGCUGGGGAUGGUACCAGUCAGACAGGGGGCAGUUACUCCGGGCAUCCACCUGUGCCAGGUCAGAGUGAUGCAGGUGUGGCGAGCUCAAGUUACACAGGGGGCCCAGGGCCACAGCGAGGAGGUAAUUACAGCCAACCCAGCCAACCCCCUGGCUUCCACCCAUACCGUCGCAUGUAAGUUGGAGUGGGUAGGACAAGACAAGGAGACUGUUCUGUAUAGACUAAGGAAAUGUAUGCACGUAUCAUUAAGGAGUUGCAGUAAAACCUUGUUA
Molecule: messenger RNA, 1665 nt
Organism: Cryptotermes secundus
Lineage: Eukaryota; Metazoa; Arthropoda; Insecta; Blattodea; Kalotermitidae
Product: heterogeneous nuclear ribonucleoprotein 27C
Exons: 14
Coding region: 99-1571 (490 amino acids)
Molecular function (GO): RNA binding
Source: RefSeq, a predicted model, not a curated record